Molecule: messenger RNA, 2413 nt
Organism: Cloeon dipterum
Lineage: Eukaryota; Metazoa; Arthropoda; Insecta; Ephemeroptera; Baetidae
Gene: nAChRalpha4
Product: nicotinic acetylcholine receptor alpha4
Exons: 13
Coding region: 369-2270 (633 amino acids)
Biological process (GO): nervous system process; monoatomic ion transmembrane transport; signal transduction
Cellular component (GO): synapse; neuron projection; postsynaptic membrane
Molecular function (GO): transmembrane signaling receptor activity; acetylcholine-gated monoatomic cation-selective channel activity
Source: RefSeq, a predicted model, not a curated record
GCGGCGCGGGCCCUGCCGAGGAGUAUCGGCCGGGAUCGAAGUCCCGCGCGCCCCCGCCCCCCGGCCGCCCCGCCGCCUCGGCUUCUUGGCACGCGUCCAACCGAGCCACCGGGCCGAUCGAUGGCGCCCCUCGCGACGCCUCCCGGGGGCUCCGGGCCGCCUCCGGGGCCCCCGAAGGCGCGCCGGGGCCCAACGGGGCCGGGGCGAGCGGCGGUGGCACCGAGGGCGCACGAGUCGAGCGCCGAGUGAGGUCAAGCUGCGCGCGCCUGGGUGUGUGCCGCAGCCUCCGCCGUCAGUAUCAGCGAGGACGCAGCGCCGGCACCACCAGCAGCCACCCUCUUGAUGCUGUUCCCGAGCGGCAACCGGUGAUGGGCGGUUGGCGCGAGGUGGGCGUGAUCGCCGUGCUGGUGGCCGCCGCGGCCGUGUGCCCGACGGCCGCCAACCCGGACGCCAAGCGGCUCUACGACGACCUGCUGUCCAACUACAACAAGCUGGUGCGUCCCGUCAUGAACACGUCGGACGUCUUGCGCGUCUGCAUCAAGCUCAAGCUCUCGCAACUCAUCGACGUGAACCUGAAGAACCAGAUCAUGACCACCAACCUCUGGGUCGAGCAGAGCUGGUACGACUACAAGUUGCAGUGGGACCCUCGCGAGUACGGCGGCGUGCAGAUGCUGCACGUGCCCUCGGACCACAUCUGGCGGCCCGACAUCGUGCUCUACAACAAUGCAGACGGGAACUAUGAGGUGACCCUAAUGACCAAGGCUACGGUCUACUACCACGGGAAGGUCUUGUGGCAGCCGCCCGCCGUUUAUAAGUCCUCCUGCGCGAUCGAUGUCGAAUAUUUCCCCUAUGACAUCCAAACAUGCGUUUUGAAAUUGGGAAGUUGGACCUAUGACGGGUUCAAGGUCGACCUGAGACACAUGGACGAAAAGAUCGGCUCCAACGUCGUUGAGGUCGGGGUUGACCUCUCAGAGUUCUACAUGUCCGUCGAGUGGGACAUCCUCGAGGUGCCCGCCGUCAGGAACGAGAAGUUCUACACGUGCUGCGACGAACCGUACCUGGAUAUCACGUUCAACAUCACGAUGCGCCGCAAGACCCUUUUCUACACGGUCAACAUCAUCAUCCCCUGCAUGGGCAUCUCCUUCCUCACCGUGCUCACCUUCUACCUACCGUCGGACAGCGGAGAAAAGGUGACACUGUCUAUCUCGAUCCUCAUUAGCCUCCACGUGUUCUUCCUGCUGGUUGUGGAGAUCAUUCCUCCCACGAGCCUGGUGGUGCCGCUGCUGGGCAAGUACCUCAUAUUCGCCAUGAUACUCGUCUCGAUAAGCAUAUGCGUUACGGUGGUGGUGCUCAACGUUCACUUCCGGUCGCCACAGACGCACAGGAUGGCGCCGUGGGUGAAGCGCGUGUUCAUCCACAUUCUGCCGCGGCUGCUGGUGAUGCGUCGGCCGCAGUACCAGUACGAGCUGCACCGCUACAACCGCUGUAUGCUGCCGCAGGCCUACUACCCCUACCAGCCGACCGCGCCCUCCGAGCCACCCGUCCUCAUCGAGCAGCCGCGUCCGCCCUCAAGGGCGCACUCCCUCAAAGAGGAGUUGUCCUCCUCGCCCAGUUCGCUGUCGUGCUGCUCGACCCCCCGAGAGGCGUUGAUCGCGGCGAUCGCGCGGCGCGUCGAGCUGCACCAGCAGAGGCAGCGCCGCCUGCGGCGCCACCGGCAGCUGCACCGCGCCCAGCAGCACACCGAGGAGAUCAGCGACGACGAUGACGACGACGACGACCAGGCCACAGGAAUGGCGGCGCCCCUUCCGCCCGAGUUCUCGGCGUCGGGGUCUCUGCGGGGCAGCUGCCAAAUCCACGGGCCACCACCCGGGCCACCACCCGGUUCCCCGCCCCUCGUGCUCACCCCGCCGCCCCUGGACUCCGUGAUGGGGCCUGGCGUGGCCGCCGACGACGCCGAAGACAAGAGUCCAGUGCUCAACAACCCCGCCUUCUCGCACACAAACUGCCCGCCGGAAGUGCACAAGACCUGCUUCUGCGUCCGCUUCAUCGCCGAGCACACUCGCAUGCUCGAAGAAUCCACUAAGGUCAAGGAAGAUUGGAAAUACGUGGCGAUGGUGCUGGACCGGUUGUUCCUUUGGAUUUUCACGCUGGCAGUGCUGGUGGGCACCGCGGGCAUCAUUCUGCAGGCACCGACGCUUUACGACGACCGCGUGCCCAUCGACAAGAAGUUUUCAGAAUUUGCCACCACUACCGUGAGGAGAAUCAUCUGAAGAAGAAGAGUCUUUAGUUAUUUGUUGUUAGUUUGUGUUUUGUGUUAGCUCCGUACACUUUGAGAACAAAUAAAAUAUAUUUUAGAUUUCGUAGACUAAGAUGUUUUCAAUAAAAUGCGUGCAAUCCUUGUUGGCAAUAACAA